Lachancea sp. 'fantastica' is the source of this 813-nucleotide messenger RNA. The record is from the annotation of a GenBank genome assembly. Lineage: Eukaryota; Fungi; Ascomycota; Saccharomycetes; Saccharomycetales; Saccharomycetaceae.
AUGUCGCUGAAGCAGAUUGAUCAGAACCACUUGGCAACCAAUGCUCUUACAUCUCUUGUGGAAAGAUGUAAGAACGAUCCAAAACUUUCCAACGACAAAAACAUACACAUGGUUAUCAACACAAAGAAGCCUAUAGGUCUUAAAAACGAUUAUGUUCCGCGAAUUAUUCCACUCAGCAAAUGCAGAAUGCACAAGCCUGGGGAACUGCGCAUUCUUCUCAUCACCAAGGAUCCAUCAACUCUGUAUAGGAAAACUCUGACCGAAGACCCAGCUACCUCAGACUUGUUCAAAACUGUGCUUUCCGUAAGGAAUCUUAAGGGAAAAUACCGUGGCUCCAAGCUCAACAAGCUGUUCAAAGAGUACGAUUUGGUCGUGGCAGACUACAGAGUUCACCAUUUGCUUCCCUCGAUUCUCGGAAGCGCAUUUUAUCAUAGUAAAAAGAAACUGCCGUUUAUUGUUCAAAUGGCGCGUACCGCUAAAGUCAAAGGCCAGAAACUUGCUGAUGAAUGCGACGCUUCUUACGUUCGUGCCCAAAUCAGAAGCAUUGCCAAGAACACUUUUUAUGUCCCGAACGUUGAUAAUUGUCUGAGCGUGAAAAUCGGUGAAGUUGGCGUUCACUCCGCGCAAGAAAUGGUCCACAAUAUUCAAGACGUUGUUUCGUUUCUCACCGACAAAUCUAAGAAACCGCAGGGCGGCGUCAUCAGAGGUGACAUAUCGGGUAUUUUCGUCAAGACCAGUAACAGUGUGAGCUUACCGAUUCUCAAGCUGGAAAAAAAGGCAGCCGUUGCUGAAGACGAAGAACUUCGAUUGUAA